Molecule: messenger RNA, 1589 nt
Organism: Penaeus vannamei (Pacific white shrimp)
Lineage: Eukaryota; Metazoa; Arthropoda; Malacostraca; Decapoda; Penaeidae
Source: RefSeq, a predicted model, not a curated record
AUGCUCUCUAUAAUCUAUUGUGUGUUUGUGCUCGAUGUUCAUGAUUUUAUGAACGGCGGAGAGAUCAGCGUGAAGGCAGUGAACGAUCGAGAGCUGGUGGUCGAAGGUCACUUGGAGAAGAAGGAAGACGGUUCCAAGUCCAGCAAGCGGUUCCUUCGGCGCUUCGUUGUUCCUGGAGACAUUCAGUUGGAGGCCGUCACUUCGGUCAUGUCUUCUGACGGUGUCCUGACAAUUUCGGCUCCCAAAAGAAAGCCAACGAUUGCAAUCCAAGAAGUCAAAGUACCAGUGACCAUCGAGGAAAAAGGAAGCAAGAGCCACACAGAGAUCGAAGACGAAAUCAUGAGCUCGGAAGGAGGUAGCCAUGAGGCUUCAUCAGCAUUCAAUAUCAGCACUGAAGGAAAACAAAACGAAAGUCAAACACGCAGGCACGUCAUUCCGGUUCACUACGAAGUUGGUAAUGAAAGCGACAGCCUCGAGCAACUUGAUCAGCAGCGUCAAGUUACUGUGAGGGACAGUCGAGUCUCCGAUGAUGCUGGAAAAUCGGAGUGUGAGGCGAAAGUGUCUUCUGAUUCCCUUAAGAGUAAACGCAAAUGCGCUUCAGGAAGUUCAUACUUGCCCAUAAUCAGGAAAGGUCUGUUUUCCGAAGACCAUUUCUUCGAGAAUGUACGUCAGAACUACAGUGAGGCUGUGAAGGAAGUGCUGGAAAGUGCGAAUGAAUGGUCCUGUGAAAGGGACGCCAUGCAGGUCUACCGAAAUUUGCGUCAACGCAAUCUGCAAGUAGAAAACCAAGCAUUCUCUGUGACUGAGGAUGAACACACUCACAAGGUUGUAAUGGACGUGCAUGACUUUACCAGCGGAGAUGUGACAGUGUCGCUGGUGGGAGGAAGUGAGCUUGUGAUCGAAGGGCAAGCAGAGAAGCAGGAAGGCAGUUGUUCGGCGAGGAAGAGCUUCUGUCGCCGCUUUUUGUUGCCUGAACUGGUUGAGCGAGACGCCAUUAGCUCGGCGCUGUCCUCCGACGGCAUUCUCAGCGUGAUCUCGUCCAAGAGAGGGAAGUCGGACGCGAAGGCAAGCAGCAAAGGCUUUUCGAGCGAGACGAAGACCCGGCUGGAGAACAAGACAGACAGCGGCCACAGCUGGGAGGAGAAAGACGUGGCGGAGUCUUUGAAAGAGUCCGACGGCCACAGCGUCCGCACCUUCGCCUCCAGCUCCCGCGCUCACCACCAUCAUUCCUACACAAACCAUUUCUAAAGUCACAGCUUUCCAGAUCUCUACUUCUGUAGUUUAGCUAAGUGUAGAUAAGAUUUAUUUUUGUUGACUGUUCAAGGCCAAAUUCGAUAUGUGAUAUGUGUGGUUUUGUGUGAGAAUGAUGUGGUCUUUUGCAGUCGACGAGUGGCAAGAGUUGAUUAGAUGCCAGGGGCAAGGAGCAAAAGAGAAAGACGAUAGAAUUACCAACAUUCCUUAAAUGUGAAUUCAUUUAUCAUUUCCUUCAGAGGAUCUGCAAAACAUAUUUUAUUAGUAAUGUUUAAGACUAAUGGGAUGAGAAAGAUCGAUUUUCACAAUGAUUUCUAAUAAAUAUAUAGAGACUAAAA